AUGUCAACAGAUAAUAUUAAUAUUCAAGAAACGUUGAAAGAACAAAGAAAAUUAUUAUCAAAAAAUGAAGAAUUAAUUAAACAAGAAAAUGCUUUACAGAGAGAAUAUACAGUGAUGUUGAGGAAAUUGGUCUCUAUUUCCAAUGUACUAAAUGAUCUACAAAUAGAUGAGACCAAACAUUUUGAAAAUAGUAAUAAAGAAAGUGUUGAUACGACAUCUAAUAUAAAGGAUAGCACAUUACCGAACCUGAAAAAUGUUUCUAAUGAUACUACUAUAAACACUAAUGAUAAUAAAAUACCAUCUUUAAUACCCAAUAAAUUGUUAGAAAGUGUAUCUGAUUUAAAUUGGUAUAAUGAUCAAAUUAAAUAUAUAAGAAGUUUAGAGGAUAAAAACUCUGAAAUGGAAUUUGAUAUACCUGAAGCAUUGGACAAUGCUUGGAAAAUAUAUAAAGAAACCCCAUUGUAUUAUAAUGAAGGGGUCACAUAUGACAGUAAUUAA
Messenger RNA from Henningerozyma blattae CBS 6284, 498 nucleotides. It is a transcript of the gene IES5, whose product is annotated as Ies5p. The transcript has a single exon. The coding region runs from base 1 to 498 and encodes 165 amino acids. Gene Ontology annotation, cellular component: Ino80 complex. Lineage: Eukaryota; Fungi; Ascomycota; Saccharomycetes; Saccharomycetales; Saccharomycetaceae. The record is from RefSeq and is a predicted model, not a curated record.